UGUUAUAAAUACUGCUCUUAAACCAGCAGGAGAUACAAUUGAAGAGCCAGACUGAAUCAGAGAGAUUUGUUGUAAGGGAGGACUGGAAUCCAAGAAUGAACUAUUGUACUACUGUCACCAUUCUGCUCUUGCUUGGACAUUGUGCAGUUUUCUCUAAGGAUGCUCCUCUAGAUGAAGAUGAGAAUAUACGUUGUCGCUGCGUCCACACUGAAAGGAGAAAGAUACCCAGCAAACUAAUAAAACUGAUACAAAUUUUUCCCAGUUGUAAAAGAUGCAAACAUACAGAAAUCAUAGUGCUAAGUACGUCAGAUCAUCAAAUCUGUGUGCAGGUGACAGCUCCUUGGGUGAAGAAACUCCUUGAUGAUUUACUGGCAAAUUCAACAGUAAAGGCUAUAUCAUAAAGGGUUUCAUUUGCUGUAAAGUUAUCCUAUGGUUGUGAAAUGUUCUUUAUUGCUACAACUGCUUUCUUUGUUGCCAAGUGAUUAUAAUUCUAGAAACAUAAUUGUACCUCCAAUAUAAAUUGUUCAUCAACAAGUACAGCCUACUAAAAUUAGCUAUAAAUAGAUAAUGUCUGUUGCUAUUACAUAAUAAGAAAUUCAGGUUAAAUGAGGACCAACUGAGUCUUUGGGUUUAAUCUGGCAACUGUCAGAUACUUUUAUCCUUCUUCUGGUGCUCACAAUCAGUCAGACCAUACCAAACUCUGGAAUAUACAGUGAUAAAACCAGGAUGAUAUUUAUAGAUUUUGCAGCAUAUCAUUUCUUCCACUGAGAUUUCAGUGCACAAGCAGGAGAUUCCUCAGGGAAAUUCAAACUUCCUCAUUCAGGUUUAUGGUGUUAACUCAUCCAGUGACAACAAAAUUAUUUAUAUGACUGUUUAUGGUGAUAGAAAUCUAGUUUCAAAUGACAGAAAAUUUCUAUCUCAUCCGAAGAGAAAUGUUUGUGUUGCUUAGUGUUCUGUUCCUUCAUUAAAUGCACACCUAAGUUCUCAUUGCUCCUAUCGCAGUGUUCACAAUUCUGCUAAUAAUCACGCAAUGAUGCAGCAUUGAAAAAUUGUGAACAUGAAAUAUUUAAAUAAACUGCUUUUGGAUCCAACGAUUGUAUUCUAGACAUCAUUUCACUGAGGGUCGAGAAGAGUGAUAUGGAACACAAGGCUGAGUUUCUGGUACGCCUGGUAUGACAUAUUACCACAAUUGUAUCAAAAAUAUGACUAAUCCAUUGUUCAACAAAGGUAGCAUGUUCUCACUCUCUAACUGACCCUUGGUUCUAGACAGUUCUAGGAAACAAUAUACCUGUACCUAACCUGGCAGGGUACAUAAGAAUUUUGUAUGUUUCAAUGAGCUCAGAUCUCAUUCUUUAUAAUUGCUUAAUUUCUCCUUAUUGGACAAAACUUCCAUUCCAGGAAUCAAUCAAUCAAUUCAUUACAAUCUCUCCACCACAAGAUAUCCUCCCUUAGAUAGGUAGGCAAUCCCUGCACAUAACAUUCCAGAAGGACCCUCACCAGGGCCACAAAUGAUAGCAGUUUUACUUUUGUACUCAAAUUCAUUUGCA
Molecule: messenger RNA, 1547 nt
Organism: Pristis pectinata (smalltooth sawfish)
Lineage: Eukaryota; Metazoa; Chordata; Chondrichthyes; Rhinopristiformes; Pristidae
Product: interleukin-8-like
Exons: 3
Coding region: 96-401 (101 amino acids)
Biological process (GO): cellular response to lipopolysaccharide; neutrophil chemotaxis; chemokine-mediated signaling pathway
Cellular component (GO): extracellular region
Molecular function (GO): CXCR chemokine receptor binding; chemokine activity
Source: RefSeq, a predicted model, not a curated record